CCUGUCGCGGUGGCGUACAUACGUUUACGAGACGCGUACACUAAACCGCACUUCCGAUCGCAAAGUUUCAAACACGCGCCCGCGCUCAAGCUCACGCUCAAACUCACGAAUCUAAUUUUUAUAAACGAAAACGAACGAGGGGGUAAAACAAACAAAAUAUAAUAAAAUCAAAUCAAAAAACAAACCUACGAAAUUGAUCAAUCAGUUUUGUUCUGCUCAGUUUUCUGUUCGGUUCAGUUUUGUUUUGUUUUGUUUUUCCCACCGUAUAUCGAACGAAUUAUAGUUUUAUUAAUUUCGACGAUUUUAUUAAUUAAUCUUCGUAAUUAACUCUGUCCUAAUUGCAAGUAACGUUGGUGAAUAAUUAAUAUUUGAAAAUAUAUAUAUAUAUAUUUUUUGUUUUUAAUUUUUUAUUGGUUUCAUUUACAUCAAGGGAGAAAUAUGUGUGUCACGUGUUUUUAUGUGUACUUUUAAAUCCACCUGUUAUUCUAAUCUCUGAAGCCCAACACCACUUCUUCUUCUUCUUCUUGCACUUCUUGUUUUUCUUCUUCUUCUUCUUCUUCUUUCCUCCUCCUUCUCGUCUUCUUCUUUUUCUUUUUCUUCUUCUUCUUAUUUGGAUGAGGAUGAAGAUGAGGUUCUUUGAAUGGGAUUAAAACGACGAACACAUACGUUGACGUUACUGUUACUGUUACUGUUGCUGAUGCUGAUGUGUUGAUGCUGGUUGCACUGGCCCUUUUGAAACGUGCCCGUGCGCGGGAAAAUCGUUACGGACCUCCGUUCUCAACCGUCUUCCGCAUUCUCUUUCCUUUCGAACGAUCGUGAAACGAACAGGAAGAAUUAAGGAGAGAGAGCAAGAGAGAGAGAGAGAGAAAGAGGGAGGGAGGAUAAAAGGGGGAGAGAUCGCAGAGAGCGAUUUUCUUAAGAAUGGCCUGAGCCAAAGGGAAAAGUAACUUCUUCAUGGAUCGUUCACGAAAAUUGAGAAAUGUCGCGUCAUCAUCGUGGACCUCCAUCGAAGUCGCGAGAGAAACCACAGGACGAUUUGCUAUGCGAUUCAGGAUGACAGUCCUUGAUUUUCGAUCUAUCCUGAUUUUCAUCGCACUCAUGCACAUCAAUGUAUCAUCCUCACAUAUACCAAAAAAGUAUCCGAUCGAAGUGUAUCAUAUGCUACAAGAGAGAACACAGUUUGGAAUUGGUCGUGAAAAUCGUGUUAGUGGUAGUUGGGGUACCUGGAGCAGUUGGAGCGAAUGUUCAAGAACAUGUGGCACUGGUAUUCAAUCACAAUCACGAGAAUGUGUUUCUACUCGAAAAGAAUUAAGAAAACGAAGCCUACUCACUGAAAAUGAUACGAAACAAAACCUAAGGCCCUUAUGCAUCGGUACAUACAAGAGAUAUCACACGUGUAAUACACAGGAAUGUCCAAAUUUUGGUACGGAUUUUCGAACGGAACAGUGCGCCAAAUAUAAUGGAAAAAAUCACAUGGGACACGUUUACAAUUGGAUACCAUUUUUAGAUGCAGCAAACUCGUGUGCACUGAAUUGUCGUGCAGUUGGUGAACCUUUUUAUGCAACGCUUGAACCGUCAGUAAUCGAUGGCACACCCUGCGACGGUCCAAAUCUUCGUGGACAUAAUACAGGAAUUUCUAUGGAACGUACGGAACGUUGGCUCUGUGUAGCUGGACAAUGCAAGCCUGUAGGUUGCGACGGUGUGAUAGGUUCAGGUGCAACGAUGGAUGCAUGUGGUAUUUGUGGAGGACGAGGACAAGGUUGCAGAUCAUUCGAAGGUAUCUUUAUGGAACCGAUCCUACCAAAGGGCCAUUAUUCAAUAACGACUAUUCCAAAGGGUGCCAUGUCUCUCAACAUUUCUGAAUUACGUUACAGUUCGAAUUAUUUAGCAUUAAGGGACAGCAAUGGGAGUUACAUUUUAAAUGGGCCUUGGUCUUAUAGUCCCAGUGGCACUUAUAAAGCGGCUGGUACAACAUUAACAUACCAAAGGGGAGAUAGUAACCGUUUGGAGUGCAUCUUGGCAACUGGACCAUUGAAUGAUUCACUACGUUUAGAAAUCUUAUUUCAACAAGUAAAUCCAGGUAUUCUUUACAAAUACAUGUUGCCAAUUAAAGGAGCACUUAACGAAGGAGAAAAAGUUGGUGGUAAAGGUGGUGGUGGUGGUGGUGGAGGUGGUGGUGUUGUAGGAGAAAGAAUUUUAAUACCACCAAUUUCUGAACCAAUAUCGAGCAAUGAUCAAAGAGGGAAUGAAAUUCCCGACGGUGGUUCUCAUCGAAUCAUAAAUAAUCCUUUGACGAGAACUUCCACCAUUAGAAGAACAGAUUUUCUUCCACAAUCAUCUCAAGUUGGUAUUAAUUACGAGCAUACAAGACACUCAUCGCAAACGAAAGAAAUGAAACGUCCACCAACCACGGUGAUGGCUGGUGAUCAACCUAAUUCAAAAAUGAAGAAAAAAAAACGAAAGAAAUUUGUAUGGAAAGUAAUUGGUUACACGCCAUGUUCCAAAGAAUGCGGUGGAGGCAUUCAAAAGUCAAAUUGGAAAUGUUUUCGUGAGGGUACAGAAGAAGAAAUAGCAGUAAACAAUAAACGUUGUCGUUAUAUUGAAAAACCUCCAAAUACUCCUUCAGUAAUACGAUGCAAUGAACAUCCUUGUCCUGCCAGAUGGAGAGCAGGAAUCUGGAGUGAAUGUUCAGUAACCUGUGGUCUUGGUAAACGAACGAGAAAACUUGAAUGUGUUCAAGAAUUAAAUUCAAAAAUGACAAUGCACGUUGCAUCAGGUGCUUGCACUAAUCCACCUGAUUUGAAAACAGAAGAAUUGUGUUCGAGACCAGCAUGUCCAAUUAUGAAUACACCUGAACUGAGACAUAUGCAACCAUUGUCAGUAUUGGUGUCACCAUCAACAGACAAAACUUAUUCACAGUCAAAUCCGAGAUGGAAUGUUGGUAGUUGGGGUCCAUGUUCAACUACUUGUGGAAAAGGAAUAAGAAUACGUACGGUCACCUGUAUAACUUCUGGUGAAUAUUGUUCAUUGUCAGACAAACCUUUACCUGUAGAAGAAUGUUACAAUGCACCGUGUUUGAUUAAUAAUAAUGUAAUCGAAAAUAAUUCCGAAAGUAAUUCCGAAAGUAAUUCCGAAAGACGAGCACCUUGGUUGUAUUCUAAUUGGUCGCCUACGUGUUCAACAGAAUGUGGUAUAGGAAUUGAAAAGAGACGAGUUGCAUGUUCAGAAGGAAGUGAAUUAUUUUGCGAUCCCAAAGAGAAACCGGAAACAGAAAGGCAAUGUUUCGGAAAUGCAACCAAUUGUGAAAACGCUAAAUGGUUCACCGGGCCAUGGACUUCCUGUUCCGUAUCUUGUGGAGUUGGUGUACAGUAUCGAGACGUGUUAUGCAUCAUGAAAAGAACGAGAAAAAAUGAUGGAGAGUAUACACUGGUAGAAAUGAAAAAUUGUAAUAGCACGAAGCCAAGAAGCGAACAGGUUUGCGAGGUAACGCCUUGUUCGGCUGAAUGGUAUACCUCCGAUUGGUCCAAGUGUUCAGCUACAUGCGGUAGUGGUUUUCAAACAAGAUUAGUUCGUUGCAUUUUAGAAGGUGUUAGUAGUACAGAUUGCAAACAAUUUCCUAGACCAAUGAAAAUACAACAAUGCAACGUUGAACCAUGUAAAAAUAAUAUAACGUUAUUAACUAAACCACCAAAAAAAGUUUUAGAAUCAACGGAAUGCGUGGAACAAAAUCCAGAAUGUGAUUUGGCUGUAAAAAGUGGAUUAUGUCACAGAAAAUAUUACAAAUACUCUUGUUGCCGAUGUCGAGACUAAUAUCGUAUUAUUUAACGAAAAUAAAAAGAAGAAAGAAAAGAAAAAUAGAAAAUCAAUCGUCGUAUCAGAUAAAAUAAUUCAUAUAGUUUAAUUCGAAAAGGUUCGUAGUCCUUUUUUAAAUUAUAAUCAUUCUAUGUUUAAGGGCCAAUUCGUAUCUCCGAAAUUCAUAAUUAUUGGAUCAUGUAAAAAGUUUCAUUUGUAUUUCAAUGAAACA
Polistes dominula (European paper wasp) is the source of this 4024-nucleotide messenger RNA. Its product is annotated as thrombospondin type-1 domain-containing protein 4. NCBI's taxonomy places the organism in Eukaryota, Metazoa, Arthropoda, Insecta, Hymenoptera, Vespidae. Gene Ontology annotation, cellular component: extracellular matrix. The record is from RefSeq and is a predicted model, not a curated record. Gene Ontology annotation, molecular function: metalloendopeptidase activity. Gene Ontology annotation, biological process: extracellular matrix organization; proteolysis.